Molecule: messenger RNA, 1464 nt
Organism: Prorocentrum cordatum
Lineage: Eukaryota; Dinophyceae; Prorocentrales; Prorocentraceae
Source: the annotation of a GenBank genome assembly
AUGGUGGCGGAUUCCGUGAUCGACGUCUGCAUCAAAUGCGCCGAUGUUCCAGCGGCCGAGAACAUCUUCGCGGAGAUGACGGCGCCAGGCAGCGGGAUCGUGCCCGACCACAUCACGUACUCCACGCUGCUGAAGGGGUAUUGCCAUAUGGGCGACCUGGACAAGGCGCUGCAGGUGGCCGCCACCAUCAAGGCGAGCGGCUUGCCCUGCGACGAGAUGGUAUACAAUUCCCUCGUGGACGGCUGCGUGCGUGCGGGCGACCUCUCCGCGGGCAUCGGCCUCUUCGCGGAGAUGAUGCGCUCCGGGGUGCAGCCGUCGGCGAUCACUCACGGCAUCCUGGUGCGGCUCUACCAGAGGAGCAGCGGCACCGCGGACGCGUGCGAGGCCGUCGCGCAGCUCUACGUGCACCACGCCCUGCCGAGGCCCGACGCGGCCCUGGAGCAGCGCAGCAAGCGCACCAGCGGCGGCCGCCGCGGCAAGCGGCAGCAGAGGGCCGCCACCGCCGCCGCGGCCUCGCUGCCACUGCCACAGGCGGCGCAGCAGCGGGUGCAGCUGGACCUCCACGCCGCCGUGCUGCAGGCGCCGACGCCGGCGCCCGCCAUGGCGCUCCCGGCUGCCGCGACGGCGUGGACGGGCGGCGCGCAGCCGCAGUUCCCUCAGGCCUUCGGCCAGGCUGGCAACCCGUGCGGCCUGCAGCGGCAGCCGCCCGCUCACACGCUGGGACACGACGCCAAGCUCCUGCCGAGCGGGGCAUGCAGUGGCCUGUCGUCUUACGCCCGGGUGCCAGACGCCUCGCAGCAGCUGCUGCCGCAGAGCGCCGCGGGCAUGCCUGCGAUGCCGACGUUCCCAGCGAGCCCUGGCCAGGUUCUCCAAGAGGCCAGCGGGCUGUUUCUGCAGCACGGCUUCAGCCCGCAGCAGUACCUGCAGCAGCCAGGCGAGCAAGCCCAGCAGAUGCCUGACGCCUCGCAGCGGAUGGUGCCACAGAGUGCUACAGGCAUGUCGUCGAUGCCGACCUUCCCGGCCAGCGCAGGCCAGGUUCUCCAAGAAUCCGGCGGAUGGUUCAUGCACGGCUUCAGUCCGCAGCAAUUUGUGCAACAGCCUAGCUUCCCGUGGACGGUGGCAAAUGAGGAGGUGACCAGGGUUUCUGAGCAGGCGCAGCAGAUGCCUGACGCCUCUCAGCGGAUGCUGCCGCAGCACGCCGCAGGCAUGCCUACGAUGCCGACCUUCCCGGCGAGCACGAGCCAGGUUCUCCAAGAGGCCAGCGGAUUGCUUCUGCAGCACGGUAUCAGUCCUCAGCAGGUGCUGCAGCUGCAGCAGCCCAGCCCCUCGUGGAAGGUGGCGCCCGAGGAAGCGAUCAAGGCUGCCGAGCAGCCCCAGCAGGCACAGGUGCAGGCCAGCGCCGUCGCGGAGGGCCGCCGGCUGGCGGGGCUGCACGGGGGCCCCGCGUCUUGGGGCGGCAUGUAG